AGCAGGGUGCGGAGCGGUGUGGAGCUGGAUGGGGGCCACAGCCGGGCCUGAUGCAGGAGCCCAGAACACAGCGAGCCCUGAUCACGUCCUCUAGAGACCGCCGAGGUGCUACAGUUCACGUGGAGACACUGAGAAGGUGGUGUUCUCAUGAGGUCGUCCAUGCUGGUCCUGUUCCUCCUCUUCAGCGCCCAGGCUGUGGCCGCCAUCUUAGGAGCAGCACAGCAGCAGGGUCCAGGCAACAACUCCAACACCAUCCCCACAGUGGACCCCAAGCUCUUCACCAAGCGCCGCUACCUCUCACCCAGGGUGCUCUUCAGCGACCAGCCGCCUGAUGCAGAUCCGGCGGGGUCCCAGGGGGGCGGCAGGAGGACCCCCAGGAGAGCGGGGCAGCCUCAGCACCGAGGAGUCUACUCAGUGUGCGAUAGCAUCAGCAACUGGGUGGGCAACAAGACCAAAGCCACAGACAUCUCAGGCAACGAGGUGACGGUGCUGCCGGACGUGAACAUCAACAAUGUGAACAAGAAGCAGUACUUCUUUGAGACGACGUGCCACAGCGAGCGCUCCGGCAGCUCCGGUUGUUUGGGGAUCGAUGCCAAACACUGGAACUCCUACUGCACCAACUCACACACUUUUGUCCGAGCGUUGACCUCGUUUAAGAACCUGGUGGCCUGGAGGCUCAUACGCAUCAACGUGGCCUGUGUGUGUGUGCUGAGCCGUAAGUCAUGGCGUCAGUAAAGACUUUCCAUUCACAUCACACACACACUCAAUUACAAACACAGACAUACUCAUCACCAGAGACUUCUCAUCCUCUAAACAAAGUAAGUUAUUAGUAUAUGUCAAAGUAUCAGGACUGCAUGUAUAUACAACAGCCCUGGGUCAAAUAGUAUCUGUUAGUAGCAGGUACAUUACCAAAGAUGCUGUGACACACAGCAUCAUACUGUCUUUGCUGCAGGAGACACCACCACAUGUGUUAACAUGUGUAUAAAUCCUUAAUUGUCACAACACUUUUUUGGGUCUAAACACUUUACAGUGUGUUUAUUAAA
Messenger RNA from Trematomus bernacchii (emerald rockcod), 1043 nucleotides. It is a transcript of the gene ngfb, whose product is annotated as nerve growth factor b (beta polypeptide). Gene Ontology annotation, molecular function: growth factor activity; nerve growth factor receptor binding. Gene Ontology annotation, biological process: negative regulation of neuron apoptotic process; neuron projection morphogenesis; cell surface receptor protein tyrosine kinase signaling pathway. The coding region runs from base 148 to 735 and encodes 195 amino acids. The record is from RefSeq and is a predicted model, not a curated record. The transcript is spliced from 2 exons. Lineage: Eukaryota; Metazoa; Chordata; Actinopteri; Perciformes; Nototheniidae.